Molecule: messenger RNA, 6309 nt
Organism: Closterium sp. Naga37s-1
Lineage: Eukaryota; Viridiplantae; Streptophyta; Zygnematophyceae; Desmidiales; Closteriaceae
Source: the annotation of a GenBank genome assembly
AUGAAGGUCGAGGCAUCUGAAGAAAAGCAGCAGACCGAUUUGGCUGAGAAGAAUCAUCAGGGGAAUUUACAGCAGCCUGAAGCAUCGGAGAAGCAUGAUCAAGAUCAGGGGUCUAAAGCACCUGAGAAGCCUGAGCAAAACCCUGAAGCUCCUGAAAACCCCGUGCAGGGGUCAAAAACACCUGAGAAGCCUGACCAGGCGUCUAAAGUACCUGAGAAGCGUGAUCACGACUUUGAAGCAGCGAACCCGCCUAAUCAGCAGCCUGAUGCGCCUGUGAAGCCAACUGCACAACUCGAAGCAGCCGAACCUACAGCCGUGGCCGAUACGCCUGCUCAGCAUCCUGAUGCAGCUGAAAUGUCUAAUCAACGGUCGGAUUUGAUCGACAAGCCUACUGCCGAGAAGCCCACGGAGAAACCUGUCACGCGUCCUGAUGCAGCUGGAAAUUAUUCGCAGCAGACGGAAGCUGAUGUUGAACCCGCUCAGCAUGUGGAUGCAGCUGAGCAGACUGCUGAGCAUGCCGAGAAGCCCACUGAGCAGACUGCAGCACCCAAUGCGUCCUCUCAGUCUCCUGAUGCAGCUGGAAAUCAUUCGCAGGAGACGGAAGCUGAUGUUGAACCCUCUCAGCAUGUGGAUGCAGCUGAGCAGACUGCUGAGCAUGCCGAGAAGCCCACUGAGCAGACUGCAGCACCCAAUGCGUCCUCUCAGUCUCCUGAUGCAGCUGGAAAUCAUUCGCAGGAGACGGAAUCUGAUGUUGAACCCUCUCAGCAUGUGAAUGCUGAGCAGACUGCUGAGGAGGCCGACGAGCCUACUGAACAGACUGAAGCACCCAAUGCGUCCUCUCAGUCUCCUGAUGCAACUGCCAAACACACUCAGCAGAUGGAAGUCGUCGGUGAACCCACUCAGCAUGUGGAUGCUGAGCAGAGUACUGAGCAUGCCAAGCCUACUGAGCAGUCUGACGCACCGGACAAGCCCGCUGGGCCUGGCGAGGCUGUUGACACGCUUUUGGAGCAGCCGUUAGCAACUGAGCCCGCUGAGAAGCCUUUAGCAUCUGAGCUUGCUGAGGAACCUGCUGAGAAGCCUUUGGCAGCUGAGCAUACACAGGAGACUGAUGGGGGUGACGCACCAGACACGUCCGUUCCGCAGACUGAUGCGCCUGAGAAGCCCACCCAACUGCCUACCCAUCAGUCGGCUGAACAGCCGACUCAACAGCAGCCUGCGACAGCUGAGCCUCGGCCUGAUGCGACGCCAUCAAGACGAAGGCGAGGCACGGCUGCUCGCGCAGCCCCUGCCACGCCUGUUGUCGCACCGGUGCAAGGGGACAGAGUGGUGGGUGCAGUCGAGGGGCUGUUGCCUGGAGCGCUGCUCACGCCUGGCGGGAGGAGAAUGACUCGGUCCAUGUGGAGGUCUCUUGGACUGAUGCCGGAAGGGGGGAGCGACAGUGACAGGAGCAGCAUGAGCGCUAGUGCGAGUGCUAGUGCUAGUGCAAGUGUGAGUGUGAGUUUGUCGGGGCUGAGGAGAGGGGCGAGGAGAGGGAGAGGGGGGAGGCGGGGCGCUGGGAAGGGGGAUGCUGGGAGCGAGAGCGGGAUGAGCGCGGAAGGGGAGGGGGAAACGGAGGUGGAGAGUAAGGCGAAAGGGGCGGGAGGGGGAGUGGGGGGAGCGGGGGGGGGCGGGAGGAUAAUGGAGGUGGAAGAGGAGGAGCAGGAGGAGGAGGAGGUGCGUAGGGCGAAAGAGAGGGCCAAGGCAAGGGCUGAGGAGGAGAAAGCAAAGGGGAAGGAGAAAGAGAAGGCGAGAAGCCCGAAGGGUGGGCGGAGGGGAGGUGGAAGGGGUAAGCAGGGGAGGGAAAGUGAAGAGGAAGGGAGUGUGGCGGGAGGUGGAGUAGAGGAGGAAAAGGGAGGAGGCGAGGAUGGAGGGGGUGAAGGGGAGACGAGUAAGCGGAAGGGGAAUGAGGCAGGGAGGAAGGAGGGAGGGGUGGAGGAGAGGGUUGAGAGCGUGGGAAUAGAGAGGGAGGGGGGACGGCGAGAGGAGGGGCAGGUGAACGUAUAUGUGCGGAGGAGGAAAAGGGCAGGAGGCAUGGGGGAGGGGCAAGCGACACCAUCAGGAAGCAAUGUUGAUGCUGCCAUGUGCCACGAGACUAGCAACAGUGCUAUGCGCCAAGAGGCGGGGGCGGAGGUCGCUCCUGGGCAAGGGGAGAAAGUGGCUUCUGGGGAACCGGGGGAGGUGGCUCCUGGGGAAGGGGGUGAGGUGCCUCUUGGAGAAGGGGACGGCGAAGGCAAUAGGAAUGCAGGGCAACAGGAGGGUCGUGGAGGGGUGCAAGCGGGGGGGAGGAAGGCGAAGGUUGCAGUUGGGGUGGAGGUGGAAAAGGAGAGGAGUGAGAAAGAGGCGAGGGAGACAGAAGAGAUGGAGAAGGACGGGGCGAUGAGGGAGGAGCUGGAGAGGGAGAGGAGGGAGAAGGAGGCACGAGAAAAAGAAGCGAGUGAGAAAGAGGCAAGGGAAAAGGAGGAAGCGAUGAGGGAGGAGUUGGAGAAGGAGAGGCGGGAGAAGGAGGCGGCGGUGAGAGAGCUGCAGAGGAUGAGGGCGGAGAUGAAGUGGCAGAUGGAGCUGAUGCAGCAGCAGGUGGUGCGCGCCAGAAGGUAUUCGAGCUACAAGAACUCUGUGCGUGCUGCCAUGGCCAUGGCUACCCACCUGCGCCAAACGGCUCGAUCCAAGGUUGCGCGAGCUAAAGCUCUGGCGGAAGCCCGAAGCAGAACCCGGGCAGGUGAAUUUCCUGCAGCUGGGGAACCUGGGGGUCUGGGCAGGAAGAAACGAUCGCCCGGUAAGCAGAGGAAAGGAAUGGAAGCAUCGCCAGUGUCCAAGCAGGGAAGGGUUGGAGAGGAGAGGCAAGGCUGGGAUAUAGUGAUGGAUGAGGGAGAAGAGAAGGGCACGAGGGCGGAUGUGGCAAGGGGAAAGAAGAUUCAGGCGGAAGGGAAGGAGCAGAAGGAAGAUUAUUCUGAGGAGGAGGGGGAAGAGGAAGCAGAGGGGCAGUGGGAAGAAGAGCCGGAGUGGGAGGAUGGGGGAGGGGAGGAGGAACGUGAGGAGGGAGAGGAGGAGGAAGGUGAGGAGGGAGAGGAGGAGGGACCAGAGGAGGGAGAGGAGAGUGAGGAAGGGAUUCCGUUGACGCGCAGUGUGCAGCGAGAGGCAUCGUUCAAAUCGUGGGUGAAAGCCGACUCCAAGUCGUCUGGGGGUACUGCUGCUUACAGUGGAGGGGGGUUGAAAGGAAGUAUACAGGGGAUUGGGUGUGCAGGGCGGGGGGGUGAAGAGGAAGGGGAGGUGGAUCUGAGGCAGGUGAAUCUGGCUGGUGCUCUAGACCGGGCGUGGGAGCAGGAGCAGGGAGAGAAAGAGGAGGGGGAGGAGGAGGCAGGAGAGAAGAGGAGGAAGAAGAAAGGGCGUGGGGGAGUUAAAGCUGGGGAGGAUAAGAGCAGGGGGGGUGAGUGGGCCGGGGAGCAAGGAGGCGAGGUUGGGAGAACGGAAGAAAGGGAAGAUGGAGGAGAGGAGAGGGGAGAGAGCGAUAGUGGGAGUAGUUCAGAGGGAGGUGGGAGUGCGGCGAGCACGAGAGGAUCGUCGGAUUCACCAGGAUCGGACGGUGGAGAGGGGUUUAGCUUUGAUGACGUGGUGACACGUGCUGGGAUAUUAGAGGACGGAGGGGUGAAGCAUUUGGAGAGGGGGGUAAGGGUGGGGGGAGAGGGUGAACCAGCGAGAACGCGUGAGAGAGAUGAUUGUGGUGGGGUGAAUGAGGGUUUAGAUGUGGGGAUUAAGGGGGCUGCUGGUGAUGGGUUGGAAGAAGGAGGGGAGGAGAGGGGUGUGAAGGUGGAGGGAGGCGAUGAGAGAGAGGAGGGGGAGGUGGAUGAAGGGGAAGAGGGAGAAGAAGGAGAGGAGGCAGGUGAGUGGGAGGGAAGGAGGGGAGAUGUGGGAGAGGAGGGAGAGGAAGGAGAGGCUGGUGUGGGUGGAGAGGAGGUAGGUGUGGGAGAGAGGGGAAGAGAGGGGGAGAAAGCUAGCUGUAAGAGGGAGAAAGGGGCCGGUGUGGAGGGAAAGGCGCCUGAUGCUAGGAACGGGGAUGUUAUGACUGGGAUGAAGCGGAAGGGGGGAGGAGAUUUGGAGGAGGUGAAAGUGAAAGGGAGGAAAAGGAAGGCGGAGGAAAAGGGGAAUGCUGAAAUAAAAUCUUGCACUUCGUGUUUUUGCUGCCGUUUACGCUCCAAUUCAUUCCAUCCUUCUCACGUCCCAUUUCUCCACUCCAUCCUUUCCUCCAUUUUCCUGCUCCCUCCCUCCCUCCCUCCCUCCCUCCCUCCCUCCCUCCCUCCCUCCCUCCCUCCCUCCCUCCCUCCCUCCCUCCCUCCCUCCCUCCCUCCCGCCCUCCCUCCCUCCCGCCCUCCCUCCCUCCCUCCCUCCCUCCCUCCCUCCCUCCCUCCCUCCCUCCCUCCCUCCCUCCCUCCCUCCCUCCCUCCCUCCCUCCCUCUCUCCCUCCCUCCCUCCUCGCCCACCAUCCUUUUCUGUUCUUGUUUACUCACCCCAUCCCUCCCUCCUCGCCCACCAGAGCCCAGCGGCAUCCAGCUAUUCCAUGUUCGUGCAAGCCAUGGCGUCCCUCCAGCCCCCCAUGGACUAUCGGCCUCGGAUUACUCCAUGUUCGUGCAAGCCAUGGCACCCCUUCAGCCCCCCAUGGACUAUGCUGCUUUCCUCAACGCACCUCAACACGGCAUUCGAUAUUCCAUCCUGCUUCUGUACUUUCCACAACAUUCCACCAGAGCCCAGCCGCCUCGGACUAUUCCGUGUUUGUGCAAGCCAUGGUGUCCCUCCAACCCCCCAUGGACUGCUGUUUUCCUCAACGGGGGGGGUCUGUCAUGGCAUCAUAUCUCUUCCUUUCCCCACGCCCAUCCGCCCUCCCUCUCCCACCAGAGCCCAGCCGCCUCAGACUAUUCCAUGUUCGUGCAAGCCAUGGCGUCCCUCCAGCCCCCCAUGGACUAUGUCGCUUUCCUCAACGGGGCGGUGGGCAUGGCCAAUGGCAUCACCAUCCUCGCACCCUCCAAUGCCGCCUUCCAGGUGAUCAAGUGCACGGCAGGCAUCUCCUUGGCACGACCUACGUCGUCGCCGCCCUCCCCUCCCUCCGCCGUGAUUGCGCCCUCCUCGCCUGCGGAUCCCACCGCCGCGAGUGCAUCACCGCCCCCCGUCGCCGCGACACACCGUCGCUGCCCCCCCCCCCCCCCCCCCCCCUCCCCCUUUUUUCCGCCGCCGCGCCUUCUCUGGCGCCGCCUGCACAUCCCGCCGCGACGCCUCGUCGCCGCCUCCUCCUCCCCCUGCCGCGACCCCCCGUCGCCGUCUCCCUCCCGCCGCCGCGCCUACUUCGGCGUCGUCCGCGCAUCCUUCCGCCGCGACGCCCCGUCGUCGCCUGCCCCUCCCGCUGCCGCGACGUCGCGUCGCCGCCUCCCCCCACCGCCGCCGCGCCUUCCUCGGCGCCGCCUGCGCAUCCCGCCGCCGCGACGCCCCGUCGUCGCCUCCUGUCCCGCCGCCGCGACUUCGCGUCGCCGCCUGCACUCCCCAUCGCCGCGACCCCCCGUCGCCGCCUACGCAUCCCGCCGCCGCGACCCGCUCGUCGCCGCCUGCACGAUCCGCCGCCGCGACUUCGCGUCGCCGCCUGCACGACCCGCCGCCGCGACUUCGCGUCGCCGCCUGCACGACCCGCCGCCGCGACUUCGCGUCGCCGCCUGCGCAUCCCGCCGCCGCGACCUUCUCGUCGCCGCCUGCACCCCUUGCCGCCGCGACCUUCUCGUCGCCGCCUGCACCCCUUAUCGCCGCGACCUAACAAUCGCCGCCCCCGCAUCCUACCGCCGCGACCUGCUCGUCGCCGCCCGCGCAUCCCGCCGCCGCGCCUUCCUCGUCGCCGCCCGCGCAUCCCACCGCCGCGCCUUCCCCGUCGCCGCCCGCGCAUCCCUCCGCCGCGCCCUCCUCGUCGCCGCUCGCUCAUUCCGCCGCCACGAUUCCCUCGUCGCCACCCGCGCAUCCCGCCGCCGACCGUUCCUCGUAGCAGCCGCCUCAUCCCGCAGCAGCAGCGUCAUUGGCAGCAACAGCUUCGCCCACAGCUACACCUGCCAGCAGCAGCGGCAGCAGCGGCAGCAGCGGCAGCAGCGCCAGCAGCGGCAGCAGCGGCAGCAGCGGCAGCAGCGGCAGCAGCGGCAGCAGCAGCAGCAGCCGGAGAAGAACUCCACUCCCCGCAGCAGCACCCCCCCCCCCCUCCUCCCUCUCGGCUGCCGCGGGUCCACCCGCCGUCGCCCUCCCACUUGA